UCUGUUUAAGUCCAGCCUGAUCUAUAUGAUUAGUCCCAGGCCAGCCAGGAUGACAUAGUGAGAUCCUGUCUCCAACUGGAAAAAUAGUUCUGUGUAUCCUGCUUCUCUUCCUAGGAUGGCCUCAGGCAAACCACGUAGCACCCGAAAGCUCCGGAGUUGGAUAAUAGAGCAACUGGAAAGUGGGCAGUUCCCAGGGGUGUGCUGGGAUGAUGCAGACAAGACCAUGUUCCGGAUUCCCUGGAAGCAUGCAGGCAAGCAAGACUUCCGUGAGGACCAGGACGCUGCCCUAUUCAAGGCUUGGGCACUGUAUAAGGGAUACACCAGUGAAGGAAAUGCUGCUGUCUGGAAGACUCGCCUGCGCUGUGCCCUCAACAAGAGUUGUGAAUUUGAAGAGGUUCCUGAGAGAGGCCGUAUGGAUGUUGCUGAACCCUACAAAGUGUAUCGGAUACUGCCACCAGGAACCCUCCCUGCCCAACCAAGAGUCCAGAAAUCACCAUCAAAGCGAUGCAUCAGGUCUGUGUCACCGGAGAGGGAAGAAAGUAAGGAGGAAGGGAGGACCAACUGGAUUGUAAACCACUCAGACAGUGGCUGUGAUGGAAGCAGCAUCGUUGACUGCAGAGGCGGUGGCGGCAGCAGCAGCAGCAGCAGCAGCAGCGGGGGCAGCCCAGAGCCAGAGAAAGGUACUGUCUCUCCUGAAGCCUCCAUUCAAGAGGACCCAGUGUUCAUGGAGCAUCAGCUUCCUCUGAACUCAGACUACUCGCUGCUGCUCACCUUCAUCUACAAUGGGAAUGUGGUGGGUGAGGUCCGGGUGACAAACCUAGACUGUCGCCUUGUGGCUGAGCCCUUUCUCUCGGAGAGUGAGAUGCUGCAGGUGACCUUUCCCAAACCUGAUCCACUGGAGCCUAUCCAGCGCCUGCUGAGUCAGCUCGAGAGAGGGAUCCUGGUGGCCAGCAAUUCCAGAGGCCUCUUUGUUCAGCGCCUCUGUCCCAUCCCCAUCUCCUGGAAUGCACCUAAGGCCCCACCUGGGCCUGGUCCACAUCUGCUGCCCAGCAAUAAGUGUGUGGAGCUCUUCAGCACCAACUACUUCUAUAGAGACUUGGCCCAGUAUUACCAGGGCCAAGGCCCCCCACCCAAGUUCCAGGCUUCACUGAAUUUCUGGGAGGAGAAGCCUGACUCUAAGCACACCCAGGAGAAUCUUAUCACAGUGAGGAUGGAGCAGGCCUUUGCCCGACAUUUGCUGGAGACAAUUCCAGAGGAGCAGAGAGCUGCUUUGUUCCUGGUGCAGAACCCAGAACUCCCGUCCGCUGCUGUAUCACUCCAUUGAAAUGGACUUGUUCUCCACUCCGCUGGUCGGCCUGCUUUUGUGAUGGCUCUAUCACUGUGAUUAUACAUCAUGGCUGGUAGUGCAAGGAUCAUGUUCAUCCAGAAAGUAAUUACAUUGAGAGCCAGGCUUGUUGGUGAAUAUUUGUAAUCUCAGCACUUGGGAGACAGACUGAAUGAUUAUGAGUUCAUGGACAGACCCUGAAGAGACUUUUAUUUACUAU
Molecule: messenger RNA, 1544 nt
Organism: Peromyscus eremicus (cactus mouse)
Lineage: Eukaryota; Metazoa; Chordata; Mammalia; Rodentia; Cricetidae
Product: interferon regulatory factor 9-like
Exons: 8
Coding region: 116-1324 (402 amino acids)
Biological process (GO): immune system process; regulation of transcription by RNA polymerase II
Cellular component (GO): nucleus
Molecular function (GO): RNA polymerase II cis-regulatory region sequence-specific DNA binding; DNA-binding transcription factor activity, RNA polymerase II-specific; protein binding
Source: RefSeq, a predicted model, not a curated record